Spinacia oleracea (spinach) is the source of this 655-nucleotide messenger RNA. RefSeq names its product EG45-like domain containing protein. Gene Ontology annotation, biological process: systemic acquired resistance. The transcript has 3 exons. The record is from RefSeq and is a predicted model, not a curated record. Gene Ontology annotation, cellular component: apoplast; cell wall. NCBI's taxonomy places the organism in Eukaryota, Viridiplantae, Streptophyta, Magnoliopsida, Caryophyllales, Amaranthaceae. The coding region runs from base 9 to 443 and encodes 144 amino acids.
AUAAGUACAUGUUGUGCUUGCUCAUAUUUUUCAUUGCAUAUUCGAAGAUGGCUUCACUUAAACUUUCCAUGAUUAUUUUGGCAAUUGCCAUUUUUGCAUCUUUUGUAUCGGUGGUGAUUGCCGUCCCCGGACAGGCCACGUAUUACACUACUUAUGUUCCAUCUUCAUGCUAUGGGUUCGAAGACCAUGGAACUAUGAUAGCAGCCGCAAGUGGAGAUGUCUUUCAAAAUAGGGCAGCUUGUGGUAGAAGGUACCGUGUCACUUGUACUAGUGGCACCAACCAAGGCGUUCCUCAACCUUGCCGAGGCGGUAGUGUUAUAGUCGAAGUAGUAGACCUUUGCCCUGGUUGCUCGGCUAACGGACUUGAUCUCUCCUUUGAAGCUUUUUCUGUCAUCGCUGAUCCUAACGCCGGUAGAAUUAACAUCGAUUUCACCCCGGUCUGAUGAUUCUGAUCACUGAAGCUCAGGGAACUACCAACAAAGAGAAGGAUGGCAGAAAAAAUUACGUCCUUGUAAUCAACUACUACGUAUUAAGCAAAUAAAAGUACUUGGAGUUUAUAAUGAAUUUACUUCCCAAGUAUAUCCUUGAUGUAUAUUAUAUGUACAACAAUUUGCUAUAUAUGCAAGUAUUGAUGAAUAAAAGCUAAUUAGAUCAA